AUGCGGGGACUAUUCCUGUUCUACGUGUCCCUCGUGGGCGCUGCGGUCAUUGGACCCCGUACUGAUGGGCCUGAUCAGUGCCCUGGUUACAAGGCCAUCAAUAUCAAAGAACGUGAUAAUUCCCUUAUGGCAGAUUUGGUUCUGGCUGGUGAUGCCUGCAACUUGUACGGCUCUGAUCUGGUAAACCUCACCCUGCUGGUGGAGUAUCAGACAAACAACCGCCUUCAUAUAAUCAUUCAAGAUGCCGAUGAGGACGUCUACCAGGUUCCCGAGUCUGUGGUGCCUCGGCCCGCUUCUACAAGCACUCAUCGUGAUGCUUCUGUCCUCCGUUUUGAUUACCAGCCUGAGCCAUUUAGUUUCAGAAUCCUGCGAGGUGAAGAAAUCCUGUUUGACACAACUGAUACCAACAUUGUCUUUGAGACGCAGUAUCUGAACCUUCGCACCUGGCUUCCGAAUGACCCCAAUCUCUAUGGUCUGGGUGAACAUUCUGAUUCCUUGCGCAUGCCAACCACAAACUACACUCGUACACUAUGGAGUCGUGAUGCGUAUGGUAUUCCUGCCAACAGUAACCUGUAUGGCAACCACCCCGUCUACGUGGAUCACCGCGGGGACCAAGGCACUCACGGCGUAUUCUUUCUGAAUUCCAACGGUAUGGACGUCAAGGUCGACAAGUCCUACGAUGGUAGACAGUUCUUGGAAUACAAUACACUCGGUGGCGUCUUGGACUUCUACUUCUUAGCUGGCCCGACCCCCAAGGAUGUCAGCAUGCAGUACUCGGAGGUCGUCGGCCUUCCUGCCAUGCAAAGCUACUGGUCUUUUGGUUUCCAUCAAUGCCGAUAUGGAUACCAGGACGUGUAUGAGGUAGCUGAAGUUGUCUACAACUACAGUCGUGCACACAUUCCCCUGGAGACUAUGUGGACAGACAUUGAUUACAUGGAUGCCCGCCGGGUCUUCACCCUGGAUCCCUUGCGAUUCCCGCUGAAAAAGAUGACCGAGUUGGUAACCUACCUGCACAAACACAAUCAGCAUUACAUUGUGAUGGUUGAUCCAGCUAUCAGUGAUAGUGAUAAUGGUGCCUUCAACCGAGGCAAGGAACGCAGUGUCUUCCUCUACCGUGAUCAAGACACUCUCUACAAAGGUGCCGUCUGGCCCGGCGUAACCGUGUACCCAGAUUGGUUCAAUCCCGAUACCCAAGCUUAUUGGAACGGCGAAUUCCAGCGGUUCUUUGAUGAGAAGAGCGGAGUUAACAUUGACGGUCUGUGGAUCGACAUGAACGAAGCCUCCAAUUUCUGUCCCUGGCCCUGCAAGGACCCGGAAAGCUACGCACAGCACAAUGAUCUUCCUCCGGAUGCGCCUGCGACCCGUUCUCCGCCUCGCCCUUUGCCUGGUUUCCCCAAGGACUUUCAACCGACCACUGGUGGUUCCGUUGCAUCCAAACGUUCCCUUAAUUUGGAAUCCCGAGACACUAAUGGUCAAAAGGCUGGGUUGCCUGGUCGCGAUCUAAUUGCUCCUCUAUAUCAGAUCGCCAAUGCUGCUGGGUCCCUUAGCAACAAGACUAUCGACACCGAUCUUAUGCAUGCUGGAAAGGGAUAUGCCGAGUAUGAUACGCACAAUCUCUAUGGCACCAUGAUGAGCUCUGCGUCUCGCAACGCCAUGCUUCAACGCCGUCCCCAGGCUCGGCCGUUAGUGAUUACACGAAGCACAUUCGCCGGUGCUGGUGCCCACGUCGGCCACUGGCUUGGUGACAACCUCAGCCAAUGGGAUAAGUACCGCGUCUCCAUCGCCCAGAUGCUAGAAUUCGCCUCAAUCUUCCAAAUCCCCAUGGUCGGCUCGGACGUCUGCGGCUUCGGCGGUGACACAACCGAAGAACUAUGCGCACGCUGGGCCACCCUCGGUGCAUUCUACCCCUUCUAUCGUAAUCACAACGAACUAGGCAGCGUUGACCAGGAGUUCUACCGCUGGUCCUCUGUAGCCGAUGCUGCCCGCGAGAUCAUCGACAUCCGCUACCGACUCCUGGACUACCUUUACACGUCAUUCCAUCGCCAAACAGAGACAGGCGAGCCAUUCCUCCAGCCACUGUUCUACGUGUACCCCGCCGACCCGAACGUCUUCAACAACCAGCUUCAAUUCUUCUACGGUGAUGCAAUCCUCAUCUCACCUGUCCAAGACCAAGGCCAAACAUCUGUUGACGCCUACUUCCCCAAUGACCUAUUCUACGACUGGCACACUGGUGAGAAAAUUACCGGCUCUGGCGCAACAAUUACUUUGUCGGAUAUCGGUAUCACUGAGAUCCCGAUUCACAUCCGCGGUGGCUUUAUCAUUCCUCUGCGCUCGACAAGCGCGAUGACGACAACUGAGCUUCGUCGUCGUGGCUUUGAGAUUGUCGUUGCACCGAAUGAUGCGGGUACUGCUAAAGGCCAGCUGUACCUUGAUGAUGGCGAGUCACUCUCCCCCGAUGCUACCUCCAUGGUAGACUUCGAGUAUGACAACGGCCAGUUGCAUAUUCGUGGGUACUUUGGGUAUCAUGAGAAUGUCAUUGUGGAGUCUGUGACCGUGCUUGGUCAGGGACAUAACCAUGUUCGCCGGAACGAGGAAUCUGAGGCAUUUGAGGAUGUCUCGUUUGAUUCUAGUCGACAGGCAUUGACUAAGGCUGUCCACAUUCAGUUGACUGGUCCGACGGUCAUCGAUAUCAUUGCUUGA
Messenger RNA from Penicillium pulvis, 2700 nucleotides. It is a transcript of the gene agdC, whose product is annotated as putative alpha-glucosidase. Bases 1 to 2700 code for a protein of 899 amino acids. NCBI's taxonomy places the organism in Eukaryota, Fungi, Ascomycota, Eurotiomycetes, Eurotiales, Aspergillaceae. Gene Ontology annotation, biological process: carbohydrate metabolic process. Gene Ontology annotation, molecular function: carbohydrate binding; hydrolase activity, hydrolyzing O-glycosyl compounds. The record is from RefSeq and is a predicted model, not a curated record. The transcript is spliced from 7 exons.